GACGAUGUGAUUGGCUAAUGUUUCCGACUCGCAAGCUGUCAUUGUCAGAAAACGGGUGGGGAAAAUAGCUUGUCGUUUGGGAAGUGAAAGUGAAAACUUAAACAGUAAACCGUCAUUUCCUGCAGUGUGUAAGGAUGGCGGCGCCCGGUGGUGGUGGUGGUGCCUCUAAGCGGCUAGUGCAGUAUGUAGUGGUUCGCUCGGACCUGAUCCACGCUUUGUCAUGGCCUGUAGGAGCGGUGAUUACACAAGCCUGCCACGCUGCUACAGCUGCCAUUCAUUUACACUACAGCGACCCUGACACUCAGGAAUACCUGGCUGAUCUGGACAACAUGCACAAAGUAGUGCUGCAGGCACCAGAUGAAUCAUGUCUGUCCAGUUUAUCUGCCUCGCUAAGUGAAAAAGGCAUUGCACACAAGCUGUGGAUGGAGCAACCAGAGAAUAUCCCCACUUGUCUGGCCCUAAAGCCUUACCCCAAAGAGACUGUACAGCAAGCUCUGAAAAAACUGAAACUGUUUAAAUGAGUAAUAAAUAUGCUGCUUCACACUAA
Messenger RNA from Trichomycterus rosablanca, 547 nucleotides. RefSeq names its product peptidyl-tRNA hydrolase domain containing 1 (gene ptrhd1). The coding region runs from base 135 to 521 and encodes 128 amino acids. The record is from RefSeq and is a predicted model, not a curated record. Lineage: Eukaryota; Metazoa; Chordata; Actinopteri; Siluriformes; Trichomycteridae. Gene Ontology annotation, molecular function: peptidyl-tRNA hydrolase activity. The transcript is spliced from 2 exons.